Molecule: messenger RNA, 1059 nt
Organism: Chaetura pelagica (chimney swift)
Lineage: Eukaryota; Metazoa; Chordata; Aves; Apodiformes; Apodidae
Gene: STING1
Product: transmembrane protein 173
Exons: 6
Biological process (GO): positive regulation of macroautophagy; autophagosome assembly; activation of innate immune response
Cellular component (GO): endoplasmic reticulum membrane; autophagosome
Molecular function (GO): 2',3'-cyclic GMP-AMP binding; cyclic-di-GMP binding
Source: RefSeq, a predicted model, not a curated record
CUGGCGGGGGCGGCCGCCGCGCUCUACCUGGCCGGGGAGCCCCUCAUCCCCACCCUCCGCUACCUCAUCGCCCACCUGGUGGCCCUGCAGCUCGGGGUGCUGCUGAAGGGCAUCUGCUACCUGGCUGAGGAGAUCUUCCACCUCCAAUCCAGGCACCACGGCAGCUUCCAGAGAACCCUGUGUGCCUGCUUCCCCCUGCGCUGGCAGGGCCUCACGCUGCUGGUCUGUGGCUCAGCCUACGUGGCUCUUCAGGAUGGAGAUGGGCAGACACUCGGCCUCCAAUUCACCCUGAUCAGCAUGUGCCAGCUCCUCAUCCUUGCCCUGGGGCUCCACAAGCCCUCAGCAGUGGAAAUCUCUGAGAUGUCUGAGAGGUCCAAGCAGAACGUUGCUCAUGGACUUGCCUGGUCUUAUUACGUUGGGUACCUAAAAAUAGUCCUGCCACGGGUGAAAAAGUCACUGGAGGAAUUCAGCAGAGCCAACCCCAAUGUGCUGAUAUGCAGGGAGACCCGGAAGCUCCACAUCUUGAUCCCUCUGAGCUGUGAUGUCUAUGAUGACCUGGAGAAAGCUGACAGCAACAUCCAGUACCUGGCAGACCUCAGUGAAACCACCCUGACCCGAGCUGGCACCAAAAAAAGGGUCUACAAACACAGCCUCUACAGAAUCAAGGAUGAAGACAAGCUCUGGCACUGUGCUGUGGAAUAUGCCACCCCCCUGCAGUCCCUCUACGCCAUGUCCCAGGAUGAGUGUGCUGCCUUUGACCGGGAGGAGCGCCUGGAACAGGCCAAGCUUUUCUACAGGACAUUGGAGGAGAUCCUGAGGGGCUCCAGGGAGUGUGCGGGGACCUACCGGCUCGUUGCCUACGAGGACUUGGGUGAAGCAGAGCCCCACUUCUUGUCCAGAGAGAUCCUGUGGCACCUCCAGCAGCAGCGUGAUGAGGAGUUUGCUGUGCAGGAGGAGACGCAGCUGCAGGACCCACCCGUGUCCCUGAACUCCACGGAGCUCAACCUGCAGAUCAGCACCUCUGACCUGCCACUGCCCCUGCGAAGCGACUGCUUCUAA